AUGGCUAGUGGCCCACCGCCCGGUCCGCCAGGAUCGGUGGUUGCUGCUACGAAUAAGAAAAGGAAGGGGAACGGCUCAGGGAGGGUUGUGCCCAGUCAUCAUGGUGGCGCCGCGCUGACGGGCUUUCGGCAAGCGCCUGUUGAGAGCCUCAACUUGGAGGAGGUGUACGGAUCGCUCAUAUCGUCGCCCGCAACGGGUCGGAGGAGGUCGCCUUUCGCAACGACUUUCUCUUAUCCACCGCACGUGCAGGGUGUUUUGAAUAAUAGGAACUCUUGUUUUAUAAAUGCCGUCCUGCAGGCACUGGUAUUUACGCCGCCCUUCGCGCAGCUAGCCGUUUCGGCAGCGGCAGAAAUAGAAUUGUGUCCAACACUUGCUACUUUGGGCAGAUGGCUGCUGUCGUACUGGGCGAGGCUUCCCACACAGUCGAUUGCGCCGCCACGCCUUCCCCUCGCGUUACACGGGCAAGCGACGUCGUUUUCUUCGCCCGUGCGUCAGGGCAAUAUGGAUGGGUCAGUCCAGGAAGAUGCUGCAGAGUUCAUGCAGCACAUGCUUGAGAUUAUACAGGCGGAACUGUGUGCAUUGGAACGGCGCUUUAGACAAAACGCUAAGUUCGGAGACACCGCAGAUGACUCGCAUGGAAAUAAGACACAAACAAAAGGGUGGACCUUUGUGAAUGGGAGAGAGCGGCUCUCUGUGCGGGAGCAGAGCGACGAGAGGCACUCCAUUCUCUUCAGUGCCAUAUUUGGCGGUUCAGUGGAGAGCCACCUGAAGGGUAAAAGCAAAACGAAGGAUCAUGUAUCAGUUGUUGUCGAGGGUUUUUUCAUGCUGCAGGUAGAUGUCUGCUUCGGUGCGGAGUGUAGCCUCGAAGUGGCUCUUGAGAGGACGCUUCAGAUGGAGCGGGUACACGACGACGCUCGUGAAAAGGAUCUUCUUAAAACGCUUAAGCUGCGGCGCCUACCGAUUGUGCUUCUUCUUCAGGUGCGGCGGUGGGCUGUGACCGCGGAGGGAGAACUUGUUAAACUGGACAAUAUUGUGCACUUCUCCAAAACUCUGGUACUUCCCAAGUCCACGUGCGCUGACACCACAGUUAGCAACGCGGCAAGGACGUAUGAACUCGUGGCAUUUGUUUCCCAUCGUGGUAGGGCCACUGAGCGUGGGCACUAUGUUGCUUAUCUCACAGACGCGUCAUCGUCUGGUAAUGUUGCUCCGGCAGCGGUGGAAGCGGUGCGUGGAGGCGAGGUGCUUACGCUUUGCAAUGACGCGCGGGUGACGACGGCCACCAUGCAGGAGGCUGUUGAAGGGGAAGCGGUGUAUGUUCUGGUGUACCAGCACAAGGCAUAA
Messenger RNA from Trypanosoma grayi, 1341 nucleotides. RefSeq names its product ubiquitin hydrolase. The transcript has a single exon. Bases 1 to 1341 code for a protein of 446 amino acids. Gene Ontology annotation, cellular component: nucleus; cytosol. Lineage: Eukaryota; Euglenozoa; Kinetoplastea; Trypanosomatida; Trypanosomatidae. Gene Ontology annotation, biological process: protein deubiquitination. Gene Ontology annotation, molecular function: cysteine-type endopeptidase activity; cysteine-type deubiquitinase activity. The record is from RefSeq and is a predicted model, not a curated record.